Molecule: messenger RNA, 279 nt
Organism: Soboliphyme baturini
Lineage: Eukaryota; Metazoa; Nematoda; Enoplea; Dioctophymatida; Soboliphymatidae
Source: the annotation of a GenBank genome assembly
AUGGGUUCGUUGCAGAGACUGAAAUGGUCACAGUGCGAAAAUCUGCCUGACGGAUUAGGGCAGUUCGUUAAUUGUCAGGUUCUUCGGAACGGUCGUUUGGUGAAUGACCACCUCUGGACCAAAGGCGGCAAAAUCAUCGACCCUCGGCCAGUAUUCUUCGAAAGCAAGCAGUCUCCUGACUUCCAGGUGGACUGCGAUGGUUUGACCAUCGCCCCAGGGUUCAUCGACAUCCAGAUAAACGGUAUUCGCUUUCGUAGGUCUAAAUAUUCUUCUCUUUAG